GAGUUGUGGUCCUCCGAGGGUGAGGCGGCUGGUCCUCCGGCGGUGGCGGGGAGAGUUGGUAUAUGAGGAGAAGCACCGGCACAGGGCGGGCACUUUGUCGGAGCGUCUCGGCCUACGCUGCGGAGAGGAGAGGAGAGGGUAGAAUCGGCAACUGGUAUGCCAACUACGAAAGAUAACCAACACGAAAUGGGAACAGCUUUCAUUCAACGCCAGCAGCUGCAUGCUGCCAUGGCUGACACCUUCCUGGAGCAUCUGUGUCUAUUGGAUAUAGACUCUGAAGCAACAACUGCACGAAACACUGGCAUUAUAUGUACCAUUGGCCCUGCGUCGAGAUCUGUUGAGAUGCUAAAAGAGAUGAUCAAAGCUGGAAUGAAUGUCGCACGGAUGAAUUUUUCACAUGGAACACAUGAGUAUCAUGCAGAGACUAUCAAGAAUGUCCGUGUGGCCACAGAAAGCUUUGCUGACAAUCCCAUCACCUAUCGGCCAGUCGCCAUUGCUUUGGACACAAAGGGACCUGAAAUCCGCACUGGACUUAUCAAGGGAAGUGGGACUGCUGAAGUUGAACUGAAGAAAGGAGCCAUACUUAAAAUCACACUUGAUGAUGCUUAUAAAGAAAAGUGUGAUGAAAGUGUGCUAUGGCUAGACUACAAGAAUCUGCCUAAAGUGGUUGAGAUCGGUAGCAAAAUCUAUGUGGACGAUGGCUUAAUAGCUCUCCGUGUAUUGGACAAAGGUGCAGACUUUGUUAAUACUGAGAUUGAGAAUGGUGGUUUCCUGGGCAGCAAAAAAGGUGUCAACUUGCCAGGAGCAGCUGUUGACCUUCCUGCAGUUUCUGAGAAAGAUAUCGAAGACCUAAAAUUUGGCGUAGAGCAAGGAGUAGACAUGGUGUUUGCCUCUUUCAUCCGUAAGGGCGCAGAUGUCAAUGCCGUGCGAGAAAUCCUUGGUGAGAAAGGAAAGAAGAUCAAAAUUAUCAGCAAAAUUGAGAACCACGAGGGAGUUCGUCGGUUUGAUGAGGUCCUGGAGGCCAGUGAUGGCAUUAUGGUUGCUCGUGGUGACCUGGGAAUUGAAAUUCCCGGUGAGAAAGUAUUCCUUGCUCAAAAGAUGAUGAUUGGACGUUGUAACAGAGCUGGCAAACCUGUCAUCUGUGCUACUCAGAUGUUGGAGAGCAUGAUCAAAAAACCCAGACCCACCCGAGCUGAGGGCAGUGAUGUGGCCAAUGCUGUGCUGGAUGGUGCAGAUUGCAUCAUGUUGUCGGGAGAAACCGCAAAAGGAGAUUAUCCCCUUGAGGCUGUAAAAAUGCAGCAUUUGAUUGCUCGAGAGGCUGAAGCUGCCAUGUACCACAGGCAGCUAUUUGAAGAGCUACGCCGCUUGUUUCCUCUUUCACGAGAUCCAUCUGAUGUGGCAGCCAUUGGUGCUGUGGAGGCCUCUUUCAAGUGCUGUGCUGCAGCUGUGAUAGUGCUGACUAAGUCUGGAAGAUCUGCACACCUGGUGUCCAGAUACCGCCCACGGGCUCCCAUCAUUGCCGUAACACGUGAACCUCAGACUGCACGUCAAGCCCACCUGUACCGGGGAAUUUUCCCCAUCCUCUUCAAGCCUCCAGCUGAUGCCGUCUGGUCUGAUGAUGUGGAUCACAGAGUGAACUUUGCGAUGGAAGUCGGCAAGGCUCGGGGCUUCCUCAAGGCGUGUGACCUGGUGAUUGUACUGACCGGCUGGCGCCCAGGAUCUGGAUCCACCAACACUAUGCGUGUGCUGCAAGUGUCCUGAGCGUGGUGGGUAGGACUUGAAUCUGAUGUCCACUGCAGUGUCACCUCCCUCUAGGCAGCUGUAGCUUUGUGUACUGCAGAGCACCAACACUUAAAGCAAAUUAAAGCAAAUGUAUCUUCCUUGUAACAUGUUCUGCUCCUGAUUUUGCUCUGCUGUGUAGCACCAGGCUGCCUGAUGUAAGACUAUAUGAUGCUUCAUUUGGUGUACUGCAAGUACAUCUUACCCACACAAACCUUUAUUUAUAUUUUGGUUAAAAAUCGUGCCCAAUAAUACAUCCCGGUAUUGGUGCAUUUUUAGUUCCGAAUUAUAUAGAAAUUGUUUAAAUCCUUUCUGAUUCUGUGUGUCUGAUAUUGGGCCUGAUAUCAUUCUUGGUGCAACAUGCUGUUGUGAAUUUUAGGAGUAGGAUUCAGUUUAAAUGUUGAAUGUUUGCAAAUCACAUCAAUUAAAAACUAGCUUACACAGUG
Molecule: messenger RNA, 2225 nt
Organism: Leucoraja erinaceus (little skate)
Lineage: Eukaryota; Metazoa; Chordata; Chondrichthyes; Rajiformes; Rajidae
Gene: pkma
Product: pyruvate kinase M1/2a
Exons: 11
Coding region: 157-1761 (534 amino acids)
Biological process (GO): glycolytic process
Cellular component (GO): cytoplasm
Molecular function (GO): pyruvate kinase activity; magnesium ion binding; potassium ion binding
Source: RefSeq, a predicted model, not a curated record